This is a messenger RNA of Filobasidium floriforme, 2057 nucleotides long. Its product is annotated as asparagine synthase. Gene Ontology annotation, molecular function: asparagine synthase (glutamine-hydrolyzing) activity. NCBI's taxonomy places the organism in Eukaryota, Fungi, Basidiomycota, Tremellomycetes, Filobasidiales, Filobasidiaceae. The record is from RefSeq and is a predicted model, not a curated record. Bases 87 to 1916 code for a protein of 609 amino acids. Gene Ontology annotation, cellular component: cytosol. The transcript has 9 exons.
CAUCAAGUCCAUACAACUGCAUUCUACCCCUAUCUCGCAAAACCACCAAAACAAUCAAGCUAAACCAAAACGCAGCCUAACCAACCAUGUGCGGUAUCCUAGGUUGUCACCGAGCCAACGGCGACCCCGCCUCGAUCCGAGCCAAAUGCGUGAAAAUGUCCAAGGAGCAGCGUUGUCGAGGACCCGAUUGGUCGGGUGUCUGGGUCGGAAAGGAUUCCGUCCUCUGUCACGAACGUCUCGCCAUCGUCGGUGUCGACUCGGGAGCUCAGCCCUUGGUCUAUGCCGAUGGAAAGAAGAACCUCACUUGUGCCGUCAACGGAGAGAUCUACAACUGGAAGGACCUCAUCAAGGGAUUGAAGAACAGGGACGUCCCUCUCGUUACCGGAAGUGAUUGCGAGGUCAUCAUGCACCUGUACAAGGAGCACGGAACCGGCCUUUGUAACAUGCUCGACGGCAUGUUCUCCUUCAUCCUCCUCGACGACAGCGUCUCCCCCUCGCGCAUGGUCGUCGCCCGUGACCCUAUCGGAAUCACCACCCUCUACACCGGUCACAACUCGGCCAACCCUUCCACCCGGUGGUUCGCCUCCGAGUUGAAGUCGCUGCAGGAGGAAUGCGACGUCAUCCAGGCCUUCCCCCCUGGACACGUGUACGACUCUAACACGGGCGAGACGACGAGGUACUUCGACCCCGACUGGUGGAACGGCGAUUCCGGCAACCCCGAGGAUAUCCCUCACGGAGAGGCCGACCUCAAGGCGUUGAGAGAGUCGUUGGAGAUGGCUGUCAGGAAGCGACUCAUGUCCGAGGUGCCGUUUGGUGUCUUGCUUUCCGGUGGACUCGACUCGAGUCUGGUCGCUGCGAUCGCUUCGAGGGAGAUGAACAAGAUCGCCAAGGAACAACAGGCCGCCAUGGAGGAGGUCCAGCGAAAGAUGCAAGCCGGGGCCAGCGGAGCUCAGACUCCCGUCGGUGCGACCGACCCCUCGGCCAUGGGCUUGGAUACUACCCCGAUCAGUUGGUCUGGCGGGGCUCUGCACUCGUAUGCCAUCGGACUCGAGGGGUCACCCGACUUGUUGGCUGCGCGAAAGGCUGCCAACUUUUUGGGAACGAGGCAUUCGGAAUACGUCUUCACGACGCACGAGGCCUUGGACGCUCUGCCCGAAUGUAUUCACGCGUUGGAGACCUUUGAUGUGACCACCAUCCGAGCUUCGUUGCCCAUGUACUUGAUGAGCCGAAAGAUCAAGGCCGGAGGUGUCAAGAUGGUCCUCUCCGGUGAAGGAUCCGACGAGAUCUUUGGAGGAUACCUCUACUUCCACGCUGCCCCUACCCCGGAGAUCUUCCACCAGGAAUGUGUCAAGCGGGUCAAGAACCUGCACGUCAGCGACUGUCUUCGUGCUAACAAGUCGACCAUGGCUUUCGGUGUGGAAGCCCGUGUGCCUUUCUUGGACAAGGAGUUCUUGAGGAUCUCGAUGGGUAUCGACGCCAAGCACAAGCUUCACAAGAAGGGAGAGACUGACUCGGAUGGCAAGCCUUACAUGGAGAAGUACAUCAUCCGAAAAGCCUUCGACUGCUCACCGGACGGCAAGAAGUACCUUCCCGACUCGAUCCUCUGGCGUCAAAAGGAACAGUUCAGCGAUGGUGUCGGAUACGACCACAUCAACAGCUUGAAGGACGCCGCCGAGAGGUCGGUCAGCGACGAGGCAUUUGCGAAGCGAUCGGAGAGGUGGCCUGAGGACAAGGGGUGCACGACCAAGGAGGCGUACUAUUACCGCGACAUCUUUGAGUCCAUCUUCCCUGGCAAGGGUCCCGCUAGCACCGCCAUCAGGUGGAUCCCGAGGACCGACUGGAAGGGUGUCUCGAGCGACCCCAGUGGAAGGGCCCAAUCCGUCCAUGUUGCCGCAUACGCUACUCCUUCGGCCUAGAUGGCUCUGAGAGAGGCGACUCUCGUGCAUACCAAAUACAAAAACGGCUAGUGACAAGGACAUCUCAUUUUGUACAUGCGGAAAGACCAUCGAUGAUGCAGCAUAAUAUGGUUUUCGCCUGCCCUCGUGUUUCGAUGCAAG